Molecule: messenger RNA, 1181 nt
Organism: Ruditapes philippinarum (Manila clam)
Lineage: Eukaryota; Metazoa; Mollusca; Bivalvia; Venerida; Veneridae
Product: 6-deoxyerythronolide-B synthase EryA1, modules 1 and 2-like
Exons: 1
Coding region: 1-1044 (347 amino acids)
Biological process (GO): fatty acid biosynthetic process
Molecular function (GO): fatty acid synthase activity
Source: RefSeq, a predicted model, not a curated record
AUGGGCGCUGCAACAGUUGCAACAAUAUCGAGACGAGGAAUCAACUCUGAGAAAGAAAAUGAGAUAACAAACAUAGAAAAGAAGUUUGGUUGUAAGAUUGUAAAUAUAAAAGGAGAUGUUACAAAUUUGAAAUCCCUCGAAAAUGCAAUGCAUGAAAUUCAAGAACGGUCUGGUUCUGCAAGCAUACGAGGUAUUUUUCAUUGUGCAGGGGUAUUGCAUGGAAAACUUCUAAGUAAUAUAGAAGAAAAUGACAUCGACAUUGUUUUGAAACCAAAAGUAAUAGGGUCAAUGAAUCUGCAUCAUGUUACAAACGGACUUGAUUUGGACUAUUUCGUUGUGUCAUCUUCAAUCAACAGUUUGAUUGGCAUUCCAGGACAAAGUAGCUACGGGGCGGCAAAUUGCUUUUUAGAUGAUUUUAUUGAUUGGAGACGAAAAAGGGGUCUUGCCGGCCAAUCGAUUCUUUGGGGUCCUUUGAAUGUCGGAAUGGCAUCGAGGCCUGAAUUUAUCGACAAUUUCGCUAAACGGGGUUUUAACCUACUGUCCGUUGCGGAAGUACGUUGCUGCUUGCAAGCAGCAUUAAUGCAGAACUCCACCAAUAUUGUAUAUGCUGAUAUAAACUGGGAAACAAUGUCAAAGAAUUAUUCAGUUCCAAUGAUGGAGAGGCAUAGAAAUAUCAUGUCAGUGCUUUUUGAUCAACUAGUUUCUUGUCAUGAAACUUUUGAUGAAGAUAGUUCAUUCUACGAAUUUGAUAUCACAAGUCUCCGAGAUACAAGUAAACAGGAACAAUAUUCGGCACUUACACGAUUUGUUUUGCAUGCUGCAAGCAAAGUAACAGGCGAAGUCGAUCCCAGUACAAGCAUUGAUGUUAAACUGACUGAUUUGGGACUUGAUUCAAUGUCAAUAUUAACUUUUAUUAAUGUUGUUCAGGACUACACGCGGUAUCGUAUUCCUGCAGCGUUCAUGUCAAAUAUUGACAGAACCUUCCGUGACAUCAUUCAACUACUUGCUGAAAAACUGUUUGAACAAAUAAACUCUGUAUCAUAAAGUUGACCGGAUGAACUGGUAGUUACCGGUAUGUGUUAAGUUAACGUUUUAAAAAGGAGAACAUGAUAUAAUAUGUAAGUACUCAAAACAUUGAUCUGCAUAAAAUAAUUAAAUUAAUUAAAGGAAGAGGUACUGAG